Messenger RNA from Spodoptera exigua (beet armyworm), 813 nucleotides. NCBI's taxonomy places the organism in Eukaryota, Metazoa, Arthropoda, Insecta, Lepidoptera, Noctuidae. The record is from the annotation of a GenBank genome assembly.
AUGAAAUUGUUUAUCAUCUUAGCCGCUGUUGCUUUGGCUCAAGCCGCCAAAUUGGACAGGACCUACCUCCCACCUAACGCAGAUGCCUCUGAUGGAUCUGCCUUCCUUCAAACUCCUCGUCAGUCUCACGGAUUCCAGGGUCAAACUGGUGCCUUCUCAUCCAACUCCAACGCCCAGAGUGGAGCUUACUCAGGCUUUGAAGCCCGUCCCGUAGAGCGCGCUCAGGCUGCCUUCGAGAGGAACGCUGCUAUCCUUCGUCAGGACAAUUCCAAUGAUGGCGAGAGUUACGCGUAUGCUUAUGAGACUGAGAACGGUAUCUCCGCAGAGGAGAACGGAGUGGCGACCAACGGAGUGCAGGCUCAGGGUGGAUACUCCUACACCGGGGAUGAUGGCAAGGUCUACUCUGUGAGAUACACCGCUGAUGAGAACGGUUUCCAACCUCAAGGUGACCAUCUCCCCACUCCUCACCCCAUCCCUGAAGAGAUCCUGAAGGCUCUUGAACAGAACGCUCGCGAUGAAGCUGCUGGUAUCUUUGACGACGGAUCUUACAACGAGGCUAAAUACAGUCGCGACUCUCAGCAAACUUACUACGAUAACAACGCCCAAGCCAUCAACUUCGACAACACUGACGCUGUUGUUGUCAACAAUCAGAGGAGUGGUGUGCAACAACCCGCAUUCAACAGUAAUGCUCUUAGUGCUGCCCAAAUUUCCAGCUCUGCUGCUGGAGUCCAGAAAGCGUACCUCCCCCCCUUCGCGCAGAAGGCUGCAGCGAGACAAUCCUCCUUCGAUGCUAGACCCGGCUACCGUUACUAG